This is a messenger RNA of Macaca mulatta (Rhesus monkey), 2495 nucleotides long. The record is from RefSeq and is a predicted model, not a curated record. Lineage: Eukaryota; Metazoa; Chordata; Mammalia; Primates; Cercopithecidae.
AAAUGUAUUUUAUAUUCCUGGUUUAAUUUACAAAUGUUGAAUCAUAUUAGCUAGAGAAUAUAUGAAACAGCAUCAUUUGUCAGUAUAAUUGUGAGAAGGGGAGAGUUAAAUUCACAUAAGACUUUUCUCAGAUUUAAACAGAAGAAAGGAUAGGUAUUAAACAUGUAGUUUGGUCAUUCAGUAAGUCCUGGUUCUAACAUUACGUUUAUCCAACGUAACUGUUAAAACUCAAGUAGACCUGUUUGCAAGGGGCAUUAGUUCUGACCAUUGGAUCUGUCUUUCCAAAAAAAGGAUAUGGGGUAGUGAAAUAUAAGUAGGUCAUAGCUGCAGUACCUGGAGCCAUGCUUCCUUUUUAAAAAUUCAGGAGUAAUGCACCAUCAAUCACCUCUGGUUGUCACCUAGACAUGGAUAUGUGGGGAGCAAAUUUAGUCCUGCACUGUGAAAUCUAUUUGUAGGUCAAGUACUAGAAAAUCCUGUGAGACUUCUCUGACUGUCAGCGAGGACCAGCACAGCUGGACCCUAGAGCCCCUCCCAAACCAAAUCUCCCCAAGGUUGGCACUUUUAAAAGUCCAGCCUGCCCAUAGCAGCUAUCUGGAGCCAGUGACCAGUAGGUCUUGGAAGCAUCAUUACUUCCAAGGAAAAAAAAUAGAAGAUGUGGAAUGGCAGCUUAAUGUAUCCAGCAUAUGUUUUAGGGGGAGAAGUUUAGGAGGGAGGGAUGUAAACCUCUUAUUAGAAAGGGGUAGGUGGGGAAAUAGAGCAUACUUCAUUCAGGAAAGGAGGAAUCAAUAAAUCAUAGAGAAGGAACGGUAACCCUUAUUGGCAGAACAUGCUUACUGUAGACCUUUGAGUGGCUGCUUGCUUCCUGAGACUUUCUUCUGAUCUGCUCUGGGGUGGCAUGUAGGCAGCAGGCCCUGUUGUAAGCCUUUCUUCUCUGAGGGUGGUUCCCCUCAGAGACCUUAUUUUUAAAUGCAUGAACUUUUGGUACAGUAGUAUUUAUGCUGCUGGCUUUUAUGUACAUAUGUCUCGAACUCCUGACUUCAAGUGAUCCACCUACUUCAGCCUCCCAAAGUGCUGAGAUUACAGGCAUGAGCCACUGCUCCCGGCUAAUGUACAUAUGUCUCUUAAUAGAGACAUAUUAGAUAGUAAAUAUGUCCCUAAUAGAUGGUAAGCAGGUAUAGUGGUAGGUAUAAAAUUCAGACUUUUAUAUUCAUUUUAGGCAAAUGAAAACAAGACCCGGAGAUUUUAUUGAUUGUUUAGAUUCAGUUGAAGACACCAAAGGAAAUAAUGGAGAUAGAGGUAGACUCUUGGUAACAAAUUUAAGAAUUCUCUGGCACUCUUUGGCAUUAUCAAGAGUCAAUGUUUCUGUCGGUUACAAUUGCAUAUUGAAUAUUACAACAAGGACUGCUAACUCUAAAUUACGAGGCCAAACUGAAGCUCUUUAUAUACUAACAAAAUGUAACAGUACUCGUUUUGAAUUUAUAUUUACAAAUUUGGUUCCUGGAAGCCCUAGACUUUUUACUUCUGUGAUGGCAGUACACAGAGCGUAUGAAACUUCUAAAAUGUAUCGUGAUUUUAAAUUAAGAAGUGCACUAAUUCAGAACAAGCAACUAAGACUGUUACCACAAGAACAUGUAUAUGAUAAAAUAAAUGGAGUAUGGAAUUUAUCCAGUGAUCAGGGCAAUUUAGGAACCUUUUUUAUUACCAAUGUGAGAAUUGUAUGGCAUGCAAAUAUGAAUGACAGUUUUAAUGUCAGUAUACCAUAUCUGCAAAUUCGUUCAAUAAAGAUUAGAGAUUCAAAAUUUGGUUUAGCUCUUGUCAUAGAAAGCUCUCAGCAGAGUGGUGGAUAUGUUCUUGGCUUUAAAAUAGAUCCUGUGGAAAAACUACAAGAAUCAGUUAAGGAAAUCAAUUCACUUCACAAAGUCUAUUCUGCCAGUCCCAUAUUUGGAGUUGAUUAUGAGAUGGAAGAAAAGCCCCAGCCACUUGAAGCUCUGACAGUCGAACAAAUUCAAGAUGAUGUAGAAAUAGACUCUGAUGAUCAUACGGAUGCUUUUGUGGCUUAUUUUGCUGAUGGCAAUAAGCAACAAGAUCGUGAACCAGUAUUUUCAGAAGAACUGGGGCUUGCAAUAGAGAAAUUGAAGGAUGGAUUCACCCUACAGGGACUUUGGGAAGUAAUGAGUUGAUUGAUCUUGAGUUGAGAUGGAUUUCUAUUAAAGAUAUCUCUAGUUUAAAUAUACUAGUCACCUGCCAUAAGUCAUGGAAUAGUUUUUAUACUUACAGCUUUUAUAUUUAAAACUUGUAAGAGUUUUUUUAAUGAUUGAGGAAAAAGUCAUUUAGAAAACUUCAGUUUUCUAAAAAUUAUAUUUAAAAUUGUCAUCAAAAUGUACCUAGUUUAUAAAUGUUUAUUUUGUACUUAAUACCUGUAAAGUCUUAGUUUUCAGAUAUUAAGUGACUGUAUCAUGUUCGGUUUAAUAAAGAAUUUAUGCAGUACCAUUUAA